Molecule: messenger RNA, 773 nt
Organism: Myxozyma melibiosi
Lineage: Eukaryota; Fungi; Ascomycota; Lipomycetes; Lipomycetales; Lipomycetaceae
Product: dynein light chain type 1-domain-containing protein
Exons: 7
Coding region: 180-494 (104 amino acids)
Biological process (GO): microtubule-based process
Cellular component (GO): cytoplasmic dynein complex
Molecular function (GO): dynein intermediate chain binding
Source: RefSeq, a predicted model, not a curated record
UCUCGGAGCGUAAACCGUAUUUAAGCUUUUGACUCCAGGAUUCCAAAAACAAUGCUGGGAUCGUUUUCUCACCGGAUAUUUUAGGCAAGAGCGCCUUUCUUGUUUUCUGUUAAUCUGGCUUGCCUAGUCACUAAAUUGGUUCCUGGCCGUUAUUGAGGAUUUUAUUUUUGGACUCGUCAAUGCCAGAAUCUACUAAAGAUGUCCGGACCCCUUCGGCGGGCGGACAAUGGGACGGAAAAGCUGUCGUUAAGUCUGCCGAUAUGUCCGAGGAUAUGCAAGAGGUUGUCAUCGACUUAGCAAUGCAAGCAAUGGAACGAUACAACAUUGAGAAGGAUAUUGCUGCGCAUAUCAAAAAAGAACUUGAUCAACGAUUCGGACAGACAUGGCACUGCAUCGUCGGUCGAAAUUUCGGAAGCUACGUUACACACGAGACACGACACUUCAUCUACUUCUACCUUGGUCAUAUUGCGAUUUUAUUAUUCAAAACUGCGUGAGAGUGUAUACUAUAUACGAACAAAUCAUAUCAUGACAUACUCAAUCAUACAAAAUUCAUCGUAUAAGAAUUCUGAAAAUCUACCAACGGCAAAUUGCGGCCGGAUCAUCCGAUUGUGAUAUGAGGGCAGGAUUGCACGUUUGAUCUGGGGUAGUUAUGAGCCACCACCAGACCUCUACAACAGCCUACAAAAACAUCAUAGAUUAACUCUUUCGUUCAUUACGUAGUAAUUGAGAUAACUUGACACUCAAACAUAAUCGAAAUUAUAUCUAGAUAUAAU